UUACUUGCUGAUUCAAGGCUGCUACGACGUCCUUUAAUCGAUAGAUUGGAAUCGAUGUCGUUUAUGAAAGGAGAUUUGCUCUCAAAAACUCGGAAACUCGUCAAGGGUUUUGCUAAAUCCGAGCCUUUAUGGCUUAAAGCCAUGGAAAAGGCUCCACCUGCAACAUUCCCUCGCGCAGAAAGUAAGGUGAAACCGAUAAGUUUCCCGGAGGACACUUAUGUCAAUAAGUUUUUCCAGAAGCAUCCGGAUUCCAAGUUUGAAGAUGCUAUCAAAAUAUCCGGUUUCAAUCCACCUUCAGCCCGUGUAUUUGCUUGGAGAGUUCUCGAGUUAAAGGAGCAGGGUGUUGCUGACGAUGAAGCAAUGGCUGUUGCAGAUAUGGAAUAUCGAGCUGAAAGAAAAUCGAAAAAGAAAGCAUAUGCUCGGCUGAAGCAAAUCGCACGUCUUCAGGGGAAAAGGCCCCCUCCAAAUCCAUAUCCGAGCGCUAUCAAAGAGAUUCAAGCGGAAGAAAGAAAGUUUGUUCGUGACAGAUUCAAUAAUCCCGAUACAUUUCGAAUUGUGAAUAAGCUGAAACAGGACAAGGCUAUUGAGAUGAUCGAACGACGAGGGUUCACGGGCCAAUGAAAACGCAGAUGUACUCUAUGCUAUAAGCUACCGUAUUUACUAUUUGUUUUCCGGGCUUUAAUUUUAUUUUUAAUUUAUCAUCAAUUGCUUUACGACACACUUCACUUUGAGUUGUUCGGAAAUUUACGGUUCGAAUCAUAAAUUCACUCGAGCACUGUGAAGAAUAAUGUUGCUAUGUUUUUCGAAUUUAUUUUUAGAAUUCUUUGUAAGAUUUUUUUUUUCUUUCA
Erythranthe guttata (spotted monkey flower) is the source of this 848-nucleotide messenger RNA. RefSeq lists its product as uncharacterized. The record is from RefSeq and is a predicted model, not a curated record. Lineage: Eukaryota; Viridiplantae; Streptophyta; Magnoliopsida; Lamiales; Phrymaceae.